AUGAAUAGGGGAUGGCACGUGGUGUUUUAUUUUAUCCUCCUUCUAAUGAAUAAAUCAUUAGGUGGAGAAGAGAAGCUUACCAAAUUUGAUCCUGUUAUGAUAAAAGAAGGAGAAUUAUUUGGGGAAGUGUCUUAUGAUUGUGAGUAUAGUGGAUUUCUAGAAAUUGAGAAUGAUGACAUUUUAUAUUAUUGUUUUUUUGUAGGAGAAGAUGAUCAUAAUGGUUUAUUAUUAAGGAAGUUCCACAUGGAUGAUAUGGUAUGGGGUAUACCCAUGGAAGUAUUAAUAACACGUAAGAAAAUAAAUUUAUAUAUAUUAACGGUUGAUUAUAUAUUAUCUAAAUUAAUAUUAAUAUAUAGUUUUGAUGAAAAAAUAAGAAUAACUGUAUUUAAUAAUUAUAUGGAAGAAUCUGUGAUGAGUGAAAAGAUAAGUAUUAAUUAUGAAAUAUUAUAUAAAGCAAAUAUGAUUUCUUAUAUAACAUAUUUUUAUAAAAAUAAAAAAUCUUUAUGUGUAUGUGGUAUGAAUAGAAAUGAAAAUAUUUUAUGUACUUUUUCUUUUGAUUAUGGUUUAACCAUGAAAGAUGAUCAUACGAUAGAAUUUUUUUUAAAAAAAAAAAUCCCCCUUGGACAUUAUAAAAUGCAAGUAACUUUUAAAGAAACGGAAGUUUAUUUUAAUUUGUAUAAUGAUUUGAAUGAAACCAAUUUUUAUGAACUUAAAUGUGUUAAGAAACAAGAUGAAUACAUAUGUGACAUCAUGAAUAAAAUACGUGAGACUCAAGAAUAUAACUACAAAAGGUAUACAUAUCCGUCUAGUGAGCACAACAAAUAUUAUAAUGAUCAUCAUAAUAAACAACCACAGGGGAAACAAGGGCAACAAGGUGGAGCACCAUUACCAAACUUAGGAGAAGAAGAAAAUAAUUUCAUUUAUAAACAUAUUGUACGUAAUAAAUAUUUUCAAAUGAUUGUUUUUCAGAAAGAUCAAAAAUGUUACCUUGCUUGGUCAUUUAAUUCUUUAAAUAUAAAUGAUGAAAUUACGAAAGAAAUAUCGUCUGUUCCAUGUUCGAAUGUAGCAUCAUACUAUAGGCAAGAGAGAUUAAUAGUGACUUUAAAAAAGAAUCAGCUUGGAUCAAGGAAUCAUUUUUUUCUAAUAUAUGAGAAACUUACUGAAAAAGGCGUCGGGUGCGAAUUUGGGGUUGGGGGAAGUCUCUAUGUUACGAAGACCUUUAUGAAUAAUACAUGUGACAUGGAUAUAAAUAACAUGAAUGUUAGUACAACUAAUUAUGAUGAAAUUAAUUUUUCUCUUAUUAUUCCGUUGUCUUUUCAGUUGAAUUACAGUACAUGUUUUAUAUGGGAAGAGAAUGUGGAUAAUAAUGAAGAGAGGAGUAGCCUUUAUUACUUGGAAGAAUAUACUAACGAAAAAGAAGAUAUAAAAGUAUAUACUUUUUAUUUUUAUAAAUAUAUAUUAAUAUAUAAAAAUUUUAAAAAAAGCACUUGUACAUUUGAAAGUAAGAAUAAUGAAAAGUUAUACAUUUCUUUUAGAGGGGAUACAUAUUAUAAAGAAUAUAAUUGUAACAUAUUAUUAGAUUCAUGUGAUUUCUUUCUUCAUACACAAAGUAAAAUCAAUAUCACAUAUGAUGAUGAUGUUUGGCAGGUUUCUGAAGAAUUAUAUGAUGGUUUUGUUAUGUAUAAUGGAACUUAUGUUUCUUUGUAUGAUGUUUUAAGUAGAUCUAAUGCUCAUGGUUUGAUAUAUAUAGAUGGUAAAGAAAAUAAUACAAGUAUUAAUUUGAAUAAUAUAAAAAAUAACAACAACAAUAAUAAUAAUAAUAAUAAUAAUAAUAAUACUAGUAAUAAUAAUAAUAUUAGUAAUAAUAGUAAUAGUAAUAAUUCCUUUGGAGAACAUGAAAAAGUAAUCACGAUAAUAAUUCCGUAUGGUAUCCCAAGCACACGUACAAUAAAAAUCGAAUUUUUAAAUAAACAAAAUAAUGAAGAAAAAAGAUGGGCAUAUUUAAGAUUACAAAAAAAUGAAUAUAUAAUGAAAAAAGUCAUAGGAAUAAAUUCUUCUGACAUUUUUGAUUUAUCAUAUAAAUAUUAUAAAUAUAAUCAAGAAAAAAUAAAAUUUAUUCUUAACGAUUUUUCAGAAACAACCUAUUUAGGAUUUAUUUGUCAAACUAAAGAAGAAAUAAAAAAAAGUUUAUGUACAAUAUCGUUAGUUGAUCAUAGUCAUAAAAAUAUGGCGAUUAAUAAUUUAUUUAAAACAAAUAAUCAUAUUUUACCUUUCCUAUAUGAUCAAUCACCACCUAGAAAAAUACAACCAUAUAAUCAAAUCAUAAGUGAAUUUCGAUUUGUUCUUUUUAAAAACUUUCAUCUCUUUUUACAAGAAAACAAAAUCAAUUAUAUAUUAUUAAAAUGCAUGUGUUCAUCUUCUUCUAGUUACAUAAAUACACAAAAAAAUAUAGAGCUAAGUUAUCUAAUUACAAACGAACAAGUGUCACACGAUUUUAUUCAUACCCCAGGAAUUUUAAUAAGACCCCGUACAAACAUUUCUCACAAUGAUUAUCAAAAGAAUAAUAAAGGAAAUCAUAAAGGCAAUAAUAAAAGCAAUAAUAAAAGCAAUGAUAAAGACAGUAAUAAUAACAGUAAUAAUAACAGUAAUAAAAAUGGUAAUAAUCACAAUGAUAAUAAUAAUAAUAAUCAGAAUAAAGAUAUAGACAUCAAUUCUAAUUACUCUAUACAUAAUAAUAAUGAAAAAGUAAAAAGAACAAAAAAAAAAAUUAAUGAUGCACCAUAUGACAAACAAGACGAAGAAUUACCUUCUUACGAUUUCAAUGAUCUACUUCAUGAAAAAAAAAAUGGUACCUCAGUUUUUGAUUUCAACUUUGUACUGUUUCUGUUUAUUUGUAUCACAUUCUUCUAG
This is a messenger RNA of Plasmodium falciparum 3D7, 2910 nucleotides long. RefSeq names its product 6-cysteine protein B9 (gene B9). The record is from RefSeq and is a predicted model, not a curated record. NCBI's taxonomy places the organism in Eukaryota, Apicomplexa, Aconoidasida, Haemosporida, Plasmodiidae. The transcript has 2 exons. The coding region runs from base 1 to 2910 and encodes 969 amino acids.